Messenger RNA from Aricia agestis (brown argus), 6616 nucleotides. Its product is annotated as phospholipid-transporting ATPase VA. Gene Ontology annotation, cellular component: plasma membrane. The transcript has 18 exons. NCBI's taxonomy places the organism in Eukaryota, Metazoa, Arthropoda, Insecta, Lepidoptera, Lycaenidae. Gene Ontology annotation, molecular function: magnesium ion binding; ATPase-coupled intramembrane lipid carrier activity; ATP hydrolysis activity. The record is from RefSeq and is a predicted model, not a curated record. Bases 363 to 4376 code for a protein of 1337 amino acids. Gene Ontology annotation, biological process: phospholipid translocation.
UCAGUCGGUCGGUAAAGUUUGCUUGUUUUGAGUUUCUGUCUUGUCGACAACCGUUUAAUUCGUGGCAAGCAUUCUCAAUUAUAAUAAUUUACUCGCGUUCGAUUCGAAACCAUGAAACGAGAAAUAUGUGUGAAACUAUUAGGUUUAUAAAGCGUUUGACGUGUUUUGUGAGUUCACCAAAUUAAGUUUAAUAGUGAUGUGUAAGUUAGUGAACAGAUGAUUUGAAACCAUAUGCUCAGUGUUUUGAGAAGUUUUUCCUAGGAAUCCUUCGUAUUCGAGUACUAGUAUAAUUUGACGAAACCUACACAAUAAGUUUUAAAUGAGAGGGAAAGGUGGUAAGCUCCAUUCUCGUAUGAACAAAAAUGUCAACAGAAGAGACUGGAGAGAAUCCUUCGACGGUACCGAGCUUGCCGGGGGUCCCAGAGCAGACGUACCUCUUCCCGAAGGCGAAGGGACACUCGAGAUCCAUCAGCCAUGGAGGUACGCCUAUGCUGGGAGGGAACCCCGCGAGCGCCAGGCCGCCACUCAAGUCGGCUAUGCGGGGCCACCAGCGGGCGCUCUCCCACGGCCAGAUCGGCGACGGGCCGCGCCCCUCGUCCGGGCCGGGCCACAGCCGCACCGGAAGCCGCACGGACUUUAUCCUGCCGCCGGGGCAUCGCGAGCCCGCGCCCGCCAGCGCCCAGCCCCGCCUGGCCUCGGUCCGCGGCCACCACUCGCGGCAGGCCUCGCGCUCCGACUCCAUUUACACGCUCCGGCGAGCGUCGGUGGUGGCUCCGUGGCGUCGCGCCGUUUUCUGGCUGAUGAGACGGCAGCAGCCCACCGUCGAUAACAGACAUUUAACUGUUGUCCCCAACCACUUAGUGCCGGAUAAGACUCCUCCCAAGGAGCAUCCGAACGGCCAGAGGUGCAACAAUAAAAUUAGAACUACCAAGUAUACACUGCUAUCAUUUAUUCCAAAGAACCUGUUUGAGCAGUUUCACAGGAUAGCAAAUGUGUACUUCAUAUUCAUAGUGCUGUUGAACUGGGUUCCUGCCAUUAAUGCAUUCGGAAAGGAGGUGGCCAUGCUGCCCGUGUUGUUUGUGCUCGGAGUGACCGCCAUUAAGGACUUGUUCGAGGAUCGCCGGAGACACCAGUCCGAUAAGAGAAUCAACAACUCCUACUGCCGAAUAUAUAGCAAAGCAGCGGAGCGGUACGUGCGGGUGAAGUGGCGCGACGUGCGCGUGGGGGACCUGGUGCACCUGUCCAACAACGAGGCGGUGCCGGCGGACAUGGUGCUGCUGCACUCCGCCAACCCGCUCGGCAUCGCCUACCUCGACACCUGCAACCUCGACGGCGAGACCAACCUCAAGCAGCGCCUCGUCGCGCCCGGCUUCCGGGAGAAGCACCUGGAGUUCGCGCCGCAGAAGUUCAAGAGCUCGGUGGAGGUGGAGCGGCCGUCGACCAAGAUCUACCGCUUCAACGGCACCAUCUCCCACCCCGGCGGGCGCCGCGUGCCGCUCUCCUCCGACCACCUGCUGCUGCGCGAGUGCACCAUCAAGAACACCGACUACGUGGAGGGCAUCGUCGUGUACGCCGGCCACGAGACCAAGGCCAUGCUCAACAACGGCGGGCCGCGGUACAAGUGCUCCAAGCUCGAGCGCAAGAUGAACACCGACGUCAUCUGGUGCGUGCUGGUGCUGCUGUUCCUGUGCUGCGCCGGCGCCGUCGGCUGCAAGCUGUGGCUGGACCAGUACGGCGACUACCGCACCGUGCCCUUCCUGCCGCCGAACAUGGGCCGGCCCGCGUACGAGGGGCUGCUGAUAUUCUGGACGUACAUCAUCGUGCUGCAAGUGAUGAUCCCGGUGUCUCUGUACGUGACGAUCGAGAUGACGAAGCUGCUGCAGGUGUACCACAUCCACCAGGACGUGGACAUGUACGACCCGGUCACCAACACGCGCACCGAGUGCCGCGCCCUCAACAUCACGGAGGAGCUGGGUCAGGUGAGCUACAUGUUCAGUGACAAGACGGGCACGCUCACGGAGAACAAGAUGGUGUUCCGGCGGUGCACCGUUGGGGGGGUCGAUUACGACCACCCACCCGGACCCCCCGCCGACCCGUCGCCCGACCUGCCGCCCAUCGUCACGCCCGUCACCAGCGUCUCCCCCAACAGGAGAUUGCUCCAGCACUUGCUGGACGCGAACGAGACGCAGCACACGCAAAAGGUCCGGGAGUUCCUGCUCAUCAUGGCGGUGUGCAACACGGUGGUGGUGAGCCAGCCGCACGUCGACGACAUGACGCCCGCCGCCAGCGACAGCUGCCGCGACAUAAAGGCCCGCUCCAACGGCACGCUGCGCUCCAACGACAAGUACGCGCGUCUGACGGAGUCGCGGUCGACCACGCCGUCGCCGCCGCCGUCGACGACGUCGCCGCUGCGGCUGCGACUGCCGAAGCUGCCGUUCGCCAGCCGCGACGACAGCGCCAGCGAGCCCAGCUCCACCGACAUACAGGUGGCGCGUUUCGAGGCGGAGAGUCCGGACGAGCUGGCGCUGGCGGAGGCGGCGCUCGCGUACGGGUACGAGCUGCGGCGGCGCGCGCCCGAUGAGCUCGAGCUCGGCGUGCGCGGCGACCUCACGCGCGUGCGGGUGCUCAGGGUGCAGCAGUUCGACUCCUACCGCAAGUGCAUGUCCGUCGCGCUGCGCACGCCCGCCGGACAGGUAGUUGUGUACGUGAAGGGCGCGGACAGCACGGUGCUGGGCGCGCUGGCGCCGGUGCGCGCGGGCUCGUCGGAGGCGGCGGCGGUGGAGCGCACGCGUGCGCUGCUGGCCGAAUACUCGCGCGCCGGCCUGCGCACGCUCGUCAUGGCGCGCCGCACCAUGUCGCCGGCGCUGUGGGAGGAGUGGCUGGCGGGGCACGCGCGCGCGUCUGAGAUUGGAGAAGGUCGGGAGAAGCGUAUACGGGAGUCGCUGGCGCGACUAGAGAGUGCGUUGACGCUGGUCGGCGCGUCCGGCGUAGAGGACCGCCUGCAGGAGGCGGUGCCGCGUACGGUGCGCGCGCUGCUGGACGCCGGCAUCGUGCUGUGGGUGCUGACGGGCGACAAGCCGGAGACCGCCAUCAACAUCGCCUAUUCCGCCGCACUCUUCUCGCCCGCCGACCGCCUGCUGCACCUCAUGUCGCGCGACAAGGAGCACGCGGAGUCGACGAUCAAGAGCUACCUGGAGGGCGGGGCGGCGGAGGGGGCGGGGUCGGCGCUGGUGGUGGACGGGCGCACGCUCACCUACAUCCUCGACCGCCGCUCCGGUCUCGUCACGCCCUUCCUGUCGCUCGCGCGCCGCUGCUCCGCCGUGCUGUGCUGCCGCGCCACGCCGCUCCAGAAAGCUUAUAUUGUCAAGGCGGUGAAGGAGGAGCUAGGCGUGACGACGCUGGCGAUCGGCGACGGCGCCAACGACGUAUCCAUGAUACAGACAGCAGACGUCGGCGUCGGUCUGUCGGGGCAGGAGGGUCGGCAGGCGGUGAUGGCGUCGGACUUCGCGCUCUCGCGGUUCAAGUUCGUGGAGCGGCUGCUGCUGGUGCACGGCCACUGGUGCUACGACCGCCUCGCGCGCAUGAUCCUAUACUUCUUCCUCAAGAACGCGACGUUCGUGUUCAUGGUGUUCUGGUACCAGGUGUUCUGCGGGUACUCGUCUUCGGUGAUGAUCGACCAGCUGCACCUGAUGGCCUACAACCUCGUCUUUACCGCUUUCCCGCCCAUCGUCAUCGGCGCGUACGAUCGCGUGGCGCCCGCGGGGUUACUCCUCGACCGGCCGGGGCUGUACGGGGCGAGCCGGCGGGGCCGCGCCUACCGCCCGCACUCGUACUGGGCGGUGCUCGCCGAGUCCGUGUACAUCAGCGUGGUGGUGUUCGGCACCGCCGCCGCCGCCUACUGGGACUCCGCCCUCGACAUCUGGCAGUUCGGCGUCACCACAAUGACCGGCUGUCUCGUCGUCAUGCUCGCCUACGUCGCGAUCAAGACGAGGAGCUGGACGAUAAUCCACCUGCUGGCGCUGUCGGGGUCGCUGGGCUCGUUCUUCGUGCUGACGUUCAUCUGGCAGUCGGUGUGCACCACGUGCUUCCGGCUGCCGUCGACGUACUACGUGAUACACCACGCCUUCGUCGACCCCGUCUACUGGCUCGUCGUCAUACUGUCCACGGUCGCCGCGCUCGCGCCCAGACUGGCGUUCGAGGCGUGCCGCAACUCGGUGCGGCCGGGCGCGCUGGGGCGGGCGGUGCAGGCGCGCCGCCGCCGCCGCCCGCCCUACGCCGCCCACUACCACACCACCACCGCCUCAGCACACGUCUACAGGCCGACGGACGAGGACGGGUUGCACAAGACGAGCUCGGACGUGGCGGCCAUCACGUGACGUCACAGCGCCCCGCCCCCGCGCCCCGCCCCCGGGACAACCCCCAGGCUGUGAUCUGUCUAGAGUAGUGUAGAUUAAUGUCGUGUGCUACGCGACGGGACCAAGCAGUCGCGCCGUGCCUUUGGGCCCUUAUCUUGUCGUGCGUGUUGUCCGCAUCUGCCCCGCAUGCGAGUUGCCCGCAUAUUUCAUAGAUGUUUAUCCUGUCAUGUGGACAGCACGGGGCCAAGAGCAUGUUGUGAUAAUACGUAUCUAUGACAGAUAAAGGGCCCUUUAGCUCGACCAGGAAAGAGUGUGAAAACUCAAAAUGUCAUUUAUGUAAUCGACAACUGACAACUCAUUUGGUUUCUAGUGGUGUACAAUAAUUUCCUGGUCGAGUGUGUGAUUUGCGGCACUAUAAAUGCUUAGAUCUGCCAACGCUAUUUAUAUUAUGAUAGUAUUAUUUUGUUCGGCGCAUUUACGAGCGAUUCUGAGUAGCAUCGUUGACGCAAUAUUAUAUUAAUAUUGUAUAUCGUAGAGGGUUCCGCGCCGCGUCGUGUUCCCUUAGUCUAUAUUUUUUUCGACGUGCUGUUGAAUUUUUAGUAGAACUAAUCUCUCCCGUUGUCUUAGUUGAUAUACCAGUUCUUUAUAUCAGGGCUCGGUGGUUUUCAAAUUGUUUUAACAUUUGAUACGUAAAUAAACGACUGAGUAAGUAUCGGCGGUGGUUUUGUAACUUUUUUUUAUUCGAACAACUCGUAUGUAACGCUUGCUACACGCCAAUCACUGAAAAACGCACCGAGCCCUACUUUAUUAUUAUAUUGUAAUUAUAAAAGACGAAUGUUGCGUGCGAGAGUUUCGAAGCGGUUUCGAAAAUCGCCCCCGUGUUCAUGUUACCUGUGGUGAAAAUUGUAUGAGAUGUGUAUUUUUGUACGGAAUAGAUUUCAGGCUUCCUUCGUAGCUUAUAAAGCGUCCUUGCCUUACUUGAGACUGCACGCGUUCAGAUUUAUCUCCGAACACUGACCAUAUACUUACUAAACGAAAGAACUGACAAAGUAGAAUAAACCGCUGUAAACUAUUUAGAUCGCGGCUCCUUAUUAGUAGAUUAAUUCGUUGAUCGUGUGUAGCGUUAUAAUCGGUCCCGCUUCGUUUUUAAGUCUCGUGUUUUUGACCAAUCGUGUUCUUCGUAACUUUUGAGACGACUAUUAAGAUGUUUGAUAAGCUCAGUUCACGUGGAUUGUUACCAAAUGUUGGACGCCGGAGAAAUACACUGAGCGGCGUCGCCUGCGCCGUUACAUUGCCUCUGACAUGCCUCUUAUGCCCAUGACAUAAGGGUCAAUUUAAAGUCCGAGGCAAAUGACUGAACGGCCUGUAGCGCCGAAAUUACAUUCCCAGUGUUGACUGCGCUUGUGCGACGCGACCCCGUAGCGCGUUUGUGUCGCACCGGUGUAGUCUCCACAGAGUUGGGGCCACGUUGUAACGGUGCGUUGCGUAUCGAAAAUAUGUAGCUGCGUUGCACCGACGACAAGACGAUAACCAGUAUUGAUUGGACAGAUGGCAUUAGGCAGACGGCGGACCAACGUAAUUUGGUUGGUUUGUUGUUAUUCAAGUAAUUAUAAUGGUUAUUAAAUCUUGAUCGGUAUACUUGACAGCAUCCCACUUUCAGUAAAUUUUUCUAAUAUUACAAUGUGGUACGUCAUAAAUCAGAAUAUUAUAAUAAAAUGUAUGUCGGAAUGUCGCAAUGCAUAGCAGCAAUGUAGCUUCGCUCUUAGAUAUUAUGCUGUUUGCUCACCGCGAAGCGUUAGAGCGAGAUGCAACAUACGCGUUGCCUUUUGUCGUGUGAGACAGAAGAUCUGUCGGCCGCUUCUUCGCGGUUCGCGGCGUCGGUAUGCAAACAGCCAGUAAACGGUAUAUUUUGUAGGAAAUAUUUUUUUAAUAGUAUGACAUGAGAUUUCUUCCGUGUGUUCUGUAUAGUGUAAAAUUUUGUUAGUGUUGCAGUAACUCGAUCAUGCCUUAGACACUUGAAUUUGUGAUUAAAACUUUUAAUAUUUCGUCAAUUUAUUGUAUUGGGUAGAAGUGUGCAAGUGGCAUUUAGUACUUUAAUAUUCAAAUUAUAUAUUUUACAAUGACUCUAUGAUAUUUUCGUACUAACAACAAGGAUAGAAACAGGUUGGAGAAUAUCAUACAGUUGGCAAGAUAAUUGAGAUAUAGUGAAGUUAAGUUUACGAUGUUAUAACCAUAAAGUUAAUAUACCUAGCGGAAUAGAU